Molecule: messenger RNA, 5891 nt
Organism: Ostrea edulis (European flat oyster)
Lineage: Eukaryota; Metazoa; Mollusca; Bivalvia; Ostreida; Ostreidae
Product: lysophosphatidylcholine acyltransferase 2-like
Exons: 13
Coding region: 774-2264 (496 amino acids)
Molecular function (GO): calcium ion binding
Source: RefSeq, a predicted model, not a curated record
GAUUAGGAAAACCUUGUUACAAUGGCGACCUAUUCCCAUGAGAAAGUUGUCAGGCUUGAUAUCUCUGUGGAUGAAAUUCUUGUUGUGGACAUACUCAAUUCGGCCUAUCAUUUGAUCAGCAAGCAUUAAAACGGUUUUCAUUGUGAAUCUUCGAGAACAGAAGUUGAAAAGAUCCUCAAGACUUGGCCCCAAGAGAUCCAUCACAAGAAUAUUGUAAUCCUUUUCUUGGCCAUACCAGCGAAUAUGCGGGAUUCCAACACCACCCUGAAGAAUCUUAUACAGUUUACUUUCAUACAGCAACUGGGGGUGCCGUGCCUUGGUUGAUUCAAGUUUUACAGCUACCUCUUCACCGUUUGUUAUGUUGAUGCCCAAAUAAAUGUCUCCAAACGACCCACUGCCUAUUUUUCUUACCAAACGAUACUUUCCACCCACCAGAAACUCGCUUUUCUGAUUUGAUCCACCAGCGCUUUCCAUGAUAAAAAAAUUUAUCACAAGUUUUUCCUUCCAAAGUUUCAAAAAUGGGAGGUAUUUUGGUCCCAAAAUAUGGUAAAAUUUUAGUUUGGCUCGGUUGCCAUUUUGAGAGGGCUUGUCGUUGUCGUCGCAAUAGAUUACCCACAAUCCCUAUUCCUACUCGACGAGUUCAGACACGAAGUACGCAUGUGUGACCGGAAGCGACUAUUUGAUUAACUCCAACUUCCUGUGUUGAUGAAGCUUCAAAUUGAAAGUGAAUCAUUGCGCUGACUUUACGGCUAUUGCUGCACUAAUCGUGAAGAAUGAAGCGGCCUGUGACUGUUCCUCGUCAGGAAUCUCUGAUGUAUCCAAUAGUGAAAAACCCAUUUGUGCAUAAUCUGCAGUUUAGCACAUUAGAUAUUGUUAGAAUCGUGUUUAUGUCUGUCACCAUUGCUCCUGUGAGGUUAGUGUCCUUGGCUGUGUUAUUUAUGCUUGCCUGGCUAUUAGCAGCUAUUUCAUUGGCCAAUAGAACACCAGAGGAAAAGAAAAAACCUUUAGAAGGAUGGAGGAAGUCCAUGAUGACGCCAUUGAUAAUGCUCGGGAGGGCUGUAGUCUUUUGUACAAGUUUCCAUAGCGUUAAGGUUAAAGGUCAACCAGCAACUGCAGAGGAAGCACCUCUCCUGAUAGUGGGGCCUCAUUCCAGUUUUUUUGAUGGGCUUGUUUUGUUUUUUUGUUCCACCAUACCAACUGUCUUGUCUAGGAAGGAAAAUUCCUCCAUUUUUGUAAUUGGAUCUCUCAUAGAGUAUACACAGCCAGUUCUAGUUAAAAGAGAGGAUCCUAACUCCAGAACAAACACAGUCAAAGAAAUCCACAGAAGAGCCCACUCGGAGGGAAAAUGGCCUCAGAUCAUCAUUUUCCCUGAGGGAACAUGCACCAACAGAAGCUGCCUUAUUAAUUUCAAACCUGGUGCUUUUUACCCAGGCACUGCAGUACAGCCUGUUUGUAUACGAUACCCAAAUCACUUCGACACUAUAACGUGGACAUGGGAAGGCCCUGGAGCCUUCGCUCUGUUGUGGUACACGUUAUGUCAGUUUCACACAAAAUGUGAAAUUGAGUUUUUACCAGUCUAUACUCCAUCAGAAGAAGAGAAGAAGGAUGCUUCAUUAUUUGCAGCCAAUGUUAGGGCAAAAAUGGCAGAGGCACUGGGUGUCCCUGUAACAGAUCAUUCAUAUGAUGAUUGUCGACUGAUGCAGAAAGCAGCCAAGCUCAAGCUCCCCAAAACUGUAGGACUCGUGGAGUUCAUGAAAUUGAACAAGAAACUUGGGUUGAAAUUUGAUGCAGCCAAAGAGUUGCUGGAUAAAUAUUUUGAUAUUGCAAAGAACAGUGAUGGAAACAUUACUUAUGAAGAAUUUGCAAAGUAUCUCCGUUUACCAAAAUCCGAUGCACUGGAAGAGGUUUUUUCACUGUAUGAUCGGGAUGGAUCAGGAACCAUCGACUUCAGGGAGUAUGUUAUAGGACUGUCUUUAGUAUCAUCACCAGAAAACACUGAGGAUACCAUUAAAUUUGCAUUCCAGCUUUUUGAUGAGGACAACAAGGGAUACAUUACCAAGCCAGAGCUGAGGAACAUUCUACAUAAUGCUUUCAACAUGGAUGGACUGGAUUCAGAGGCUCUGUUUGAUGAGGUUGAUGUUAAAGAAGAUGGCAAAAUCUGUUUUGAGGAGUUUUCUCAGUAUGCCAUGAAGAAGCCAGAAUAUGCAAAACUGUUUAAGACUUACCAUGAUGCAAAGACUAAUGGUCACCAGAAACAGGAGUGAAAGGUUCAGAAGCAGCUGGUACUGAAACAAGCAUACAGAGAGUGAGGAUGAUAUUAAAUAGCUAACGUCGGUGUCUGCGGAGCUGGUGCUGACCGGCAUUUUGUUUUAUGUUUGUUAUUUUGUUUUCUGUUUAGACAGUAUUAUCAUUGUCUUUCUGCCCUGCGGAUUUUUAACUUUGACACAGUCAUGGGUUCUUCAAUUAUGGAUAGGAUGUAGUUAUUGUAAUAUAUUUUAUUGAUGAUAUUGAAUUUUUCAGAAAUUUAGCUUAUACUUACUGUGGUUUCUUAUCUAGUUUUAGUUUAUGUAAGGUGUCUCAUAUCUGUUACAUAUACCUUUCACAGUUUUAAUUUCAUGUUAUUUAUUACAACAAAUACUUUAUAAAAAUAGACAUGUAGUUCAUUUUAAUUGCCACGUUCACUAGCCCUUUUCUCUGGAUUUUUCUUCUCACACUAUCAAAAAUGUUCUCUGUAAACAUUUAUUUUCAUUAGAGUACAUGAAAUGCUAUAUAUACACACACAUAGAUAAAACAUUCUUAGCACAAACUAUGAAAGUGGGUAAUCUGAUGUUUCUUUUUUAAUGUUUUGAAAGGGAACAAAAAUAUUUUUUUACGGGAACUUUUUUCCCCCCACUCAUUGUGAGUUUUGUAUUCAUAGCAGUAUAAAGCUAAACUGCAAGAAUUUAGGUGCUAAUCUGAGAGGAGGGAAACCUGUAGCUAUAUGGUUUCAUUUGAUUCCAUAAAAUACAAAUAAGUUUUGGAAUAUAUGGCAGUUGCAGACAUAUAAGGUGGGUGGGGAUGGGCAUUGCACACACACACACACACACACACACACACACACACACCUUGAACAUUUUCUGGAUCUGCUCCUGUGUAGUGAAUCAGGAAUUUAAACAGAAGUAUUUAUGUAAACAGAUGUCACAACACCUUGCACUAUAUACAGGGGAUAUAACAGAAACAGGAUAUGGAGGGCUCUUAGUGCUUAUUAUUUUAAUGAAUCUCAUGUUUUAUUAGAAAGCAUAUUAUCAGUAGAUGUUGGGAAUGAAAAAAAAAAUCAAAAGCAUGCAAAUGAAUUGUUGUUCUGAUUGAAUAUGAAAGAGUUCUUUUUGCUGGUCAUAUCAACGCAAAGCUUUUCUCAUUCUAGGCCCCAUUUACUCAAAAUUCUUAUGGUUUCAUAUUUAUCACAGGAUUUAAUAGUAUUACCUUUUAUUUGGAAUAACAAAACUUUCUUUAAAUAGUUCACUGAAAUGAUACCUCUACGAAAAGGUAAGAUCAGCCGUACCUAAACAUGGUAAAAGCUCAUUGACUGUCACUAUUUGACUUUUUGGCCAAAAAUGAAAUGUUAUUCCUGUUUAUUUACCUAUAGGUCAGUUUGAAGUGUUGCAAAUUGGGGAAAGAAACCCAAUAUUUUAAUGUAGAACUUGAUUCCAAAUUUUAUUUGGAAUUUGUUUUCACAGAUUUAUCAUUUUAAAAUCAAUACUCAUUUUAAGUUAAUGUGAACCACAAAUCAAUAGUAUUAUACCCAUAAAUUAUUUUAGCCAUCUCUUCCUUCUCCUUUCCCCAUCUUCUUCAUGAAAAACAUGAUGGAUACUGGAUUUAAUUCUCAAGACUGUUAUAUUUGAAACCUUUUUUUUCACCUUUUCGUGUGGCAUCUGUUAUUUUGCCACUUUUAAAAGAUUAAUAGCCCCAUACACUUUGAAUAUGUACUUUAUAAGGUAUUGCUGUGACUGAAUUUUGUUAUUCAUUUUACUGCAUCAGAAUGUGUUGUAACUUUUCUAUUGUUCUCAAGUGUGACUGUGAAUAGUACUGGAUAGUUCUGAAAAAAUCACAAGGUGAUAUUUAUCAUACAUUGAUGGUGUGGAAAUUAUAUACAUUUGUAACUGGAAACAGAAAGAGAUAAAAUGCUCUCAGAUGAAUCACAUGUUGUAGCUGUUACAUUAGAUAUUGUGUUGACUUUUUGAACAUUUCUGAUCAAAAUUUUUCAGUUCUUCAUCGCCUAUUUUUAAAACGCUGAAUUGCUUCAUAUGGUCCUGAUAAAGGGUACGUUUUGGAGCAAUCAGAAUCUUUCAUUGCAAAAUCCACACGAGAUCUAGAAAAUGUUAAGUUUUUGAGACUCAGGUGAGCACUGUGGCACAUUGGCUUUUGUGACAUUAAAAAAACUGCCAACUACUUUUAAUUCACUUUUAAGUGCAGUAGUUGAUACAUUCAAUGUUUAAUUUUUACUGUAUAUGGGCUCAAAUUGUAAAUACUUGUAAGAUAAAAGCAUCUGUGCUGGUGGGAUAUUUGUGCAAUGUGAAUAAUUUUGUGAUAUGUACUUAAAACAAUGGGGUGUAUGUUGCGUUAGUGUUUGUAGCUAAUUGUUUUAUAGCAGACUGUCUUUUGAACAUACUGUCAGCUAAAGGUGCUUUUUCAUAAAUUGGAAAUCUAUUUUGCAUACAUAUAUUAUGUACAUUGUAUGUGAAAAAUACUUAUCUUCAGACAAAUUAUUUUAUAUGGCAUCAAAUGUCUGGAUGGUUGAUUGAAGUAUAAACAAACUGAGAGGACAUUAGUAGCACUAGUUUUAUCUUUGGAACUAAAUGACUUAUCCAUUUUACUUUUUAUGCUGCCGUAAUCGGAGAUUUGGGGGGCAUAUAUUUUGGACUGUCUGUGUCUGCAGAAAUUUUAACCUUGCACAACUUUUGAAUGCUUUCAUAUUUCACAUGUGUAUUUCUGGUGACAAGGCCUUUCUUUUGGUAUCAAUUUUUUUUACCCUAUGACCUUCACCUUGGACCUACUUUUGAAAAAACUAAACCCUUGACCAUAACAUUUUGAAUGGUUAGUGCAAGGGCUUUCAUGUUUCACAUGUGUAUUCCUUGUGAAAAGACCUUUGGUACCAAAGUUUUUGACCUCAUGACCUUAAGAGUUUGACCUUAUUUUGAAAAACUAUAACCUCGGCUAUAACUUUUGAAUGGAUAGUGCUAGAGCUUUCAUAUUUCACAUGUGUAUUCCUUGUGACAAGACCUUUUUUGGUACCAGAAUUCCUUUGCUGCCAUAUGGGAGUAUUAGUGUUUCAAAAACGUACAAGAUAUUACUCCUUCGUGACACACAGUUGCAAUAGUUAUUACACAUCAGCUUUUUAUUUAUUUAUUGAAAUGGUCAGUUGCUCGUGUUUCCUUAUUCAAGUUUUUCAGUAUUUUAUAAUCUUCUAUUUUAGUAAUUUUAUCCUUUUUUUUCUUUCUUUUUUUUUACCAUAUUUGAAAAAAGUGAUUAAAUUGGUAUUUUUUUUCAAGCCCCUCAAGAGUCUGUCAGGAAUUUCCAAAGCACGAGCAACCAGUCUCUUUCCUUGUGGUAUUUAUAUUCAUGACCUACUAAUACUCUAGUCAUUUUAUGUGUGUGUGUGGCUUCUGGCUGAUGGUAUCAUUUGAAGUACAAGUUAAUUUUCCUCAGGGCCAAAGGACUUGAGGUUUCUUUGCAUUUCAUAUACAUGUAUAUAUGAAUCUCUUCCUUUCUCUCUCUCGAGUGUUCAAUAUGGUGUGCAAAGAUGAUUUUUUUUAAGUACAUGUAUAUUGUAAAUACCUAUUUUAAAAAGCGACUUUCAUGAUCUGUGAUUUCUAUACAUGACUUUUUGGAAGAAUAAAAACAGUCAGCGAUUA